CGGCCCUGACUGAUGUUCUUAUAGAUGACAACCAUGUGAAGACAGACACAAAGAGAGCACUAUGUGACAAUGUAGAGUUGACAGGCUGGAGUUAAGCAACUGCAAGCAAAAGAAUGCCAGAGAUUGCUGACAGUCACCAGAAGCCAGGAAGAGGCAAAAGGUUCAGAGGGAGCCUGGCCCUGCUGACACCUUGAUUUGGACUUCAAGCCUCCAGAACUAGAGCAGGGCCCCUUGGAACCCAGCAGAUUGGUGGAGCAGGGACCCUAGACUUGAGGGCUGUGCAGGGAGGGAGUGCUCUGAGGUUCCUUUGGUCUUUAAGGUUCAUGAGAAUCCCAUGGUUGCCCAGGACAUUAAGGAUGGGGUAAGUCCAUUCCCCUUUUGCUCACUUUAUCUGUAAAAUAGGAGACAUCUUGCCUUGCGUGGGUGUGAACAUGGCAGAGGAUUGGGGUCGUCAGGCGGCAAAGUACUGGGCUAGAGUGCUCUGCUGCUGAAGCCCUACUGUCCCCACCUCAACGUGGGGGCCCACCAGGAUGAGCAAACUGCCUGGGGAGCUGACCCGGGACUUGGAGCGCAGCUUGCCAGCUGUGGCCUCCCUAGGCACAUCACUGUCCUGCAGCCAGAGCCUGUCCUCGCAUCUCCUCCCACCACCUCCAGAGAAUCGCAGGGCCAUCUCUGAUGUCCGCCGCACCUUCUGCCUUUUUGUCACCUUCGACUUGCUCUUCAUCUCCCUCCUCUGGAUUAUUGAGCUGAAUACCAACACAGGUAUCCGCAAAAACCUGGAGCAGGAGAUCAUUCACUACAGCUUUAAAACCUCCUUCUUUGACAUCUUUGUUCUGGCCUUCUUCCGCUUUUCUGGACUGCUCCUUGGCUAUGCCGUGCUGCGGCUCCGGCACUGGUGGGUGAUUGCGGUUACUACAUUGGUGUCCAGUGCAUUCCUCAUUGUCAAGGUCAUCUUGUCUGAGCUGCUCAGCAAAGGAGCAUUCGGCUACCUGCUCCCCAUCGUCUCCUUUGUCCUCGCCUGGUUGGAGACCUGGUUCCUCGACUUCAAAGUUUUACCCCAGGAGGCUGAGGAGGAAAGAUGGUAUCUUGCUGCCCAGGCUGCUGUUGCCCGUGGACCCCUACUGUUCUCCGGUGCUCUCUCUGAGGGCCAGUUUUACUCACCCCCAGAAUCCUUUGCAGGGUCUGACAAUGAAUCAGAUGAGGAAGUCACAGGGAAGAAAAGUUUCUCUGCCCAGGAGAGGGAGUAUAUCCGCCAGGGGAAGGAGGCCACCGCAGUGGUAGACCAGAUCUUGGCCCAGGAGGAGAACUGGAAAUUUGAGAAGAAUAAUGAGUAUGGGGACACUGUAUAUACCUUUGAGAUUCCAUUUCAUGGCAAGACCUUCAUUCUGAAGACCUUCCUGCCCUGCCCUGCGGAGCUGGUGUACCAGGAAGUGAUCCUGCAGCCUGAGAGGAUGGUAUUAUGGAACAAGACAGUGACCGCCUGCCAGAUUCUGCAGCGGGUAGAAGACAAUACCCUCAUCUCCUAUGAUGUGUCUGCAGGAGCUGCGGGUGGUGUGGUCUCCCCCAGGGACUUUGUGAACAUCCGGCGCAUCGAGCGGCGCAGAGACCGAUACCUGUCAUCAGGCAUUGCCACCACACACUGUGCCAAGCCCCCAACACACAAAUAUGUCAGGGGAGAGAAUGGUCCUGGGGGCUUCAUUGUGCUCAAGUCGGCCAGUAACCCGCGAGUCUGCACCUUCAUCUGGAUUCUUAACACAGAUCUCAAGGGCCACCUGCCUCGGUACCUCAUCCACCAGAGCCUUGCAGCCACCAUGUUUGAAUUUGCCUUUCACCUGCGGCAGCGUGUUGGAGAGCUGGGGGCCCGGGCAUGACCAUGUCUUCUCGUCCACCCUGCAGGCCAGGGUCCUGUCACCACAGACUCCAGAGCUGAAAAGGGGAACUGGUUGGGCUUCCUCCUACCCAUGGAGAUCCACACACUAAGCAGCAGGGGGCACCUUGGUCCCAAGCUGCCCCCCUCCACUGAGCUGUACUGCCUGACAGCCAUGGCCCGAGCAAUUGCAGGGUUGAACACUUGGACUCUGGGGCGCCACUGGCUCUGAAGGAAGCAGUCUGUCCUGCUGAUGUUUGCACAAUGCCCCUGCCUCCCAGAGGAGAAGAUCCCUGUCCCCUGCCUUGCCAGGGACAGGGCUGGGCUGGGAACCUCAGACUUAAUUACCCAUGGGGAGGGGAGAGCCGGGUCCCUAGGCAGGACAGAGCAGGGCACCUUGCCUCCAGUGUUAAGGUGGAGUAGCCUUUCUUCUGCCUGCUCU
Molecule: messenger RNA, 2309 nt
Organism: Castor canadensis (American beaver)
Lineage: Eukaryota; Metazoa; Chordata; Mammalia; Rodentia; Castoridae
Source: RefSeq, a predicted model, not a curated record